Trichobilharzia szidati is the source of this 1989-nucleotide messenger RNA. Lineage: Eukaryota; Metazoa; Platyhelminthes; Trematoda; Strigeidida; Schistosomatidae. The record is from the annotation of a GenBank genome assembly.
AUGAACCUGGACCAUCCCAUAGACCUUCACCAAAUUGAUCAUCCUCGAAAGUCGAUUCCAUGUCUUCCGUUUUUCUCUGAUCUGUGGUGUAGACUUGAUGGUGAUUCGUAUGAACUUAUUGAUGCAGUCUCUGCUUUAGGUAUAUUUGAAACUCGUAGCGUUUGUCAGCGUGGUUGGAAAGUGGAAUUUCAAAUUAGUGAUUCAGUUGUGAUCCCUGUUGUUGGCUAUACGCAAAUCAAAGAAGCUCAUCCACCCACCAUGAAAAUUUUGUAUGCUCCAGAUCCAUCUAUUCCACUCCACACUGCUACAAAAUACUACAAACAGAAUGAAAGUUCCUCCGAAGUGGACUCUUCUAUGGUAACCCGAGGUUAUCGAUAUGGUGGAACACUUGUUCCUUUUGGCGAAGAAGAUAUGGCCGCUUUAAAACCACCUUCGGAAAAAAAUUUGAGUGUCAUUGGAUUCACGGAUGCCAAAAAUGUCCCUCAUUAUUUAUACACUGGUGAAAGUGUCAUGGUUUUUGUGGCUGAAGCGGUUCAACAGGUUGAAGACAGUGAAGUCAGUCCUCCGUCAAGUUCAACAGCGUUGGCUGCAUUAGCUCAAGCACUUUAUGAAGUUGGCGGUGUUGCUCUUAUUCGAAGGGUAUAUAGUCGAACAAGUGCACCUAGACUAGGAGUUUUAACACCUGUAGUUCAGGAUAACAGAGUGUCACUGGUAUACACUGAUUUAGCGUUUAAUGAAGAUAUUCGUAACUUGGAACUUCCGAGUUUACCAGUUUCUUGUGAAUCUUCCAGUUCCACUUCAAAAGAUUUUACUAAAUCACAAGAAAGUAGAAAGUCACAAAGAGAUUGUCCAUCUGAAGAGCAGUUGUCUGCUAUGGAUUCUUUUAUUAACUCUAUGAUGUUAAACUACUCAGAUGACAGUGAAGAUGAUGAGACAGAUGAUAAAGAGAAGGAGGAUAUUAAUAAUAGUUCGUCAAAUAUAAGCUUCACGCCACAGCGUAUACCAAAUCCUUGGAUUCAGCGGUUCUUCACUUGCCUUAGGCAACGUGGUCUUAAUCCAACAAUGCCACUACCAUCUUCUACAAACCAUUCACAACAUUGGUUGUCACCUGAAAUGUUUCCUGGUCUAGAAGAAAUCAUAACAAGAAUCAGUUCAGACUCUGGAGACCCAUUUGUGAGUGAAUCUCGCAGUAUGCUUCUCACAUCAUUUCCGUCUCUUCGCUCUGCCAGUGAAUCAGUUGAUUUGACUGAAGAAUACUUGGCUAAACGGAGGCGUCUCAUGGAGGAAGAACUUUAUGGCACGUCUCCUUCUACAAAGGAUGCAGACAACGAACAGCUGUCACCGAAUUCAGAAUUAACCAAUGGUACUUCACAAAAUACUACCACGUCAAGUUCCAUUCAAAUAAAUUCAGUUCAAGAUUUUGAAGUCCUUCUCUCUAAGCAACAGACGGAACUCGCUUGUAGACUCAUGGAAGAGCAUAUCACUCAACUGGUCACUGAUCCUUUCACUGCGAAUAUGUUACGUCCUAAAGCUAUAGCUUGUCUUUAUGCUUAUCGAAAACACGCUCAAUGGAAUAAGAAAAUUAUAAGUAACAAUAAUGAGAAAGACAAUUCCGGUGAUAUCAUUUCUAGUGAAACAGGCGAUAGCUGCACGAACCAUCUGGAAAUUGCUCGAGCAUACAAUAAUUUCAUUCGUGAAUGGCGUCAAGACCUCAUUAAUCGUAAUCUUCUUGGAAGUGAUCUUUCAUCUUUUUCUGCUCCAGUCGACAACAAGUUAUCAUUCUGGCUGGAGACGAUCACUCAAGGUUUCGGCUUAUUGUGUGAAGAAGAAGUACCAGGAAUCGAUGUCAGCCAGUCAGAAAAUAUGGCAUUUUUGAACCUGGAUGACGUGGUAUCAUAUCCUCAAGCUGCUGAAAUAAAAAGCGCUGCAUCCCUCUCUCCUAAUCAUGUUUUAAGAGUGGAUCAUUUGCUUAAUGAUGACUUCGAGUGA